Messenger RNA from Psilocybe cubensis, 642 nucleotides. RefSeq lists its product as uncharacterized. Gene Ontology annotation, biological process: translation. Lineage: Eukaryota; Fungi; Basidiomycota; Agaricomycetes; Agaricales; Agrocybaceae. Gene Ontology annotation, molecular function: rRNA binding; structural constituent of ribosome. Bases 1 to 642 code for a protein of 213 amino acids. The transcript has 2 exons. Gene Ontology annotation, cellular component: mitochondrial large ribosomal subunit; ribosome. The record is from RefSeq and is a predicted model, not a curated record.
AUGAUAAUUCGCCCUUCAAUCUCUCAUUAUACUCGCUGCUUCAGCUCCUCCGCUGCUGUAUACAGGAAUGUCUCUAUCAUCGGGCGCGAGCCCAUAAAAUAUCCCCCGUCUGUUACAAUCUUACCGUCGCCAACCCAGGUCACAAUAACGGGGCCAUUAGGAACCACCGCGAUCCCUUUGAAGGAGUACAUGAAGGUCGAAUUCCCUGUCCAAGACACAAUGAAAAUCACUGUAGAGAACUCUGCUGAGAAACUUCAGAGGCAAAUGUGGGGUACAACGCGUACUCUUAUUUCAAAUGCUAUCAUUGGAAUGACGGAGGGCUUCACCGUGCCUAUCUAUCUGGUCGGAGUCGGUUACAGAGUAGCGUUGGAAGAGGACCCAAGAGGAACCACCGACGGUGGAAACGGAAGACGUUUAAACAUGAAGCUGGGUUAUUCUCACUCAGUGUUGGUCCCCAUUCCCGCCCACAUUAAAGCAGAAGUGCCGUCAGCUACUAAGAUAGUCUUGUCCUGCACCGACAAACACCUGCUAGGGUUGUUCGCCGCCAAAAUACGCGGUUAUAGAAAACCUGAGCCAUACAAGGGCAAAGGUGUUUUCGUUGGCAAUGAAACGAUACGGAUUAAAAGCGUUAAGAAAAAGUAG